AUGGCGCUCUUUCACGUCGCUCGGUACUCGGGGCCCGAGGAGGCAGGCCCGGCCCAGGCGGAGACCGACACGGACGGCCGCGCCCGCAAGCUGCUGGAGCGGCUGCAGAGCCGGGCCCGGGAGCGGCAGCAGCAGCGGCGGUCUGCGCCCUCACAGGCGAUCGCUGAGGCGGCGGGGAAGCGGCGUCGGCGGCCGCGGCGGCGACGGCGCGGGAGCAGCGGUGAGCCCGAGAGCCCCGGUGCGCCGCGGAGGAAGCGGCCGAAGGCGGCUGGUAGCGGCGCGGACGCAGGUCGGGGCGACGAGGCGCCGGAGGAGGGCGCCGUGCACGCCAAGGCGGAGACGGUGGAGGAGGCCUCAGAGACCCCGCGGGAAGGGCCGCCGGAAGCAGCCUCGGGAGCUCCAGCCCGCGCCCUGCUGCUUGGCGGCUUCGAGCGGAGGAGGGCGCCGAAGGUCCAGCCUUUACUGCCCACGUGGCUGGCCAAGCCGCGCCGAGUGGGGAAGAGUGUCACCGAGCACCUCGUCCCCAUUCAGGACAUCCCUGAGGUCCAUCCUGACCUGCAGAGGAAGCUGCAGGCCCAGGGCAUCUCAUCCUACUUCCCAGUCCAGGCAGCUGUGAUCCCCACUCUCCUGCAGAGUGCAGCGGGGGGCUUUCUGGUGGGGAGAGGGGGCUUCUGGCCCCGGGACCUCUGUGUCUCAGCCCCGACUGGCAGCGGGAAGACGCUGGCCUUCGUCAUUCCUGUGGUCCAGGCCCUCCUGCACCGGGUGGUGUGCCAUGUCCGGGCUCUGGUCGUGUUACCCACCAAGGAGUUGGCACAGCAGGUGUGCAGGGUGUUCCACAUCUACACGGCUGCCACACCCCUGCAUGUCGCCCUGGUCACUGGGCAGAAGGCACUGGCCAAGGAGCAGGAGAGCCUUGUCCAGAGAACAGCAAAUGGCUACCGCUGCCUGGCCGACAUCGUGGUGGCCACCCCUGGCCGCCUAGUGGACCACAUCGACCAGACCCCUGGCUUCAGCCUGCAGCAGCUGCGCUUCCUGGUGGUGGACGAGGCAGACCGCAUGGUGGACAGCAUGCACCAGUCCUGGCUGCCACGCGUGGUAGCGGCUGUGUUCCGGUGCGAGGGCCCGGCAGACCCCUGUGCGCUGUUUCAGCGAGGGCCACUGAGGGCUGUGACUGCUGCCAGCACCUGCGCCCCCCAGAUGCCUCUGCAGAAGCUGCUCUUCUCGGCUACCCUGACCCAGAACCCUGAGAAGCUCCAGCAGCUUGGCCUCUACCAGCCCCAGCUCUUCUCCACAGGGCUGGAGAGCAAGGGCUCCGAAGGCGGGGUUGACGCGGCAGAGGAUACGGGCGGGAAGUACGCCUUCCCAGAAGGACUGGCACAUCACUAUGUGCCCUGCAAGCUGAGCGCCAAGCCGCUCGCCGUCCUGCACCUGGUCCUGACCACACAGUUCUCGAGGGUCCUCUGCUUUACCAACUCCCGCGAGAACUCCCACAGGCUCUUCCUGCUCAUCCAGGCAUUUGGGGGGGUCAGCGUGGCCGAGUUCUCCUCUCGCCACGCACCCAGCCAGAGGAAGAAAAUCCUGAAGCAGUUUGAGCAGGGCAAGGUUCGGCUCCUCAUCAGCACAGACGCCACAGCCCGCGGCAUUGACGUUCAAGGGGUGGAGCUGGUGGUCAAUUACGAUGCCCCACAGUACGCUCGGACCUAUGUGCACAGGGUUGGACGGACAGCACGAGCAGGACGAGCUGGACGGGCCUUCACGCUGCUGCUCCGGGUGCAGGAGCAGAAGUUUCUGCGGAUGCUGGCGGGCGCGGGUGUGCCAGAGCUCAGGCGGCACGAGGUUCCGGGGGAGCUGCUGCAGCCACUGGUCCCACGCUAUGAGGCAGCCCUGGCCCAGCUAGAGAGGACCGUUAGGGAGGAGCAGAAGCAGAAGACUAGACUCAGUCGCCGGUGGCAAACGCACCGCACCGAGUCCAUGACCAGGGAACACGGGGCUGGCUCCUCAGCCCUACAGCAGGGGGCGGGCCACGGCCCCUGGGACCCAGCUUGCCUGAGCUGCACCGACGCCAGGGACUCGCUCGCAGCGUCGCGGGCAAAGCGCCUGCGUGGAGCCCACCUUGAGGCCCACAAGGCGCGCUCUCCACGCCGCUGGCGCUGA
Molecule: messenger RNA, 2154 nt
Organism: Orycteropus afer afer
Lineage: Eukaryota; Metazoa; Chordata; Mammalia; Tubulidentata; Orycteropodidae
Gene: DDX51
Product: DEAD-box helicase 51
Cellular component (GO): nucleus
Molecular function (GO): ATP binding; nucleic acid binding
Source: RefSeq, a predicted model, not a curated record